Messenger RNA from Olea europaea var. sylvestris, 562 nucleotides. RefSeq lists its product as uncharacterized. Lineage: Eukaryota; Viridiplantae; Streptophyta; Magnoliopsida; Lamiales; Oleaceae. The record is from RefSeq and is a predicted model, not a curated record. The coding region runs from base 95 to 427 and encodes 110 amino acids. Gene Ontology annotation, cellular component: nucleus; cytoplasm. The transcript has a single exon.
UUAACCCUAAAUCUCCAGGUCUCCCUUUUCACACCAAAUCAUUUAUACUUUUUGCUUCUCACAAAAUAAAAAACCCACACUAAAAUCGCCAUAUAUGGCCGAGAAUUCGAAUAAGAAUUCGGAUAUCCGCACGCAGCGCCAGAAGCAGCUUACACGGUUGCAGAAAAGGGCUCCAGCGUCUAUUGAGAUAAAUCCGGUGACAGAUUGGAACGUGGCGAUCCCGCUUUUAUCACCGUUGGUUGAAUCUCCGACAUCCAACAGUUUUCCGGCUGAGAUCAAGACUGGUUCUAAUAGCAAUAAUAAGGAGCCCGUAGCGGCGGAGAAGCCGGUGGUGGUGAUGAAAAAGUGGCAGCAUCCAGCGGCGCCGUUUUGUUACGAACCGGCUCCAUUUUUGCCCUUUGUUUGUACAGGAAGUUUCGAUAGAUGACAUCUUGUUAGUUUUUUUUUUUGUUGGAUAGGUAACAUUUGGGGACCAAAGUGAAAAUAAGUCAAACAUUGGGACCUCUGAUGCUAUUUUCCCUAUCUGAAUUUGGGUACAUAUUUAUUAAUGUCCUUUUUUUUU